AUGCUGGAGUGGUAUCAGAAGGGAGCACGGCAUGGCAACACUGAGUGUGAGAGCAUUGUAGGGACCCUCUACUUUCACGGUGUCGGCGGCGUGGAGAAAAACUUCGACACGGCGUUGCGAUACUUCGAGAAGGCAGCCGCGAAGGGUCACGCCGCGGCACAAAGCGGUGUUGGCAGCUGUCACUUCGAGAAGGGACGAUACGAGGAGGCGUUCAAGUGGUACACUAAAUCGGCCGCUCAAGGCUACGUUGACGCGGAACAUAACCUUGGGGUCCUCUACGAAGACGGUCGCGGCGUGAUGAAAGACAUCUCCAAGGCCAUAGAGUGGUACACGAAAGCCGCAGAGAAGGGCGACGCUUUCGCGGCAAAACGCCUCCGAAGACUCAUCGAGCUCGGUUCGAGCAUCGGCCUCACCCAAUCGGCGGCUUAA
Molecule: messenger RNA, 429 nt
Organism: Micromonas pusilla CCMP1545
Lineage: Eukaryota; Viridiplantae; Chlorophyta; Mamiellophyceae; Mamiellales; Mamiellaceae
Exons: 1
Coding region: 1-429 (142 amino acids)
Molecular function (GO): protein binding
Source: RefSeq, a predicted model, not a curated record